AUGCACCGGUUCAAGUGGAUGCGGAGCACGCCGCUCAGGCGGUACGCCACGUUGGGAAGCCAAAUUGGGGGUCAAAUGGGUCAAGAAGUCAGCGGAAAGGUCAGCGGAAAGGUCAGCGGAAAGGUCAGCGGAAAGGUCAGCGGAAGAGUUAGCGGAAAAGGUAGCCGCAAAACCGAUUACCAAGUGACUGCCCCCCCCCUUUGUAGACACUUCUCCAGCAGCGAAAGCGCCAACCUGAAGAAGAACCCUACCACGGGGGUGAAAGGCGCAGGAGGUGCUGCCGCCGCGAAUAAACGAGACGAAAAGGGGAGUAGCACCAAGAUGGGCAAAAUAUCGCAAGUGAUCGGAGCCGUGGUGGAUGUGGAAUUUGAGGAUACCCCCCCCUCCAUUCUAAACGCACUUGAAGCAGAACUAGACGAUAAAAAACUCAUCUUAGAAGUCGCACAACAUUUGGGAAACAAAGUCGUGAGGACCAUCGCCAUGGAUGCAACCGAUGGGCUGGUCAGAGGACAGAAGGUUCUAGAUAGUGGUAAGCCAAUAUCAGUACCGGUAGGGAAAGAAACUCUCGGAAGGAUUAUGAAUGUCAUUGGAGAACCUAUUGAUGAAUGCGGAAAUAUAGAAUGUAAAAAAAUAUUACCUAUUCAUAGAGAACCCCCAUUAUUCACAGACCAGAGUACCGAACCUGCAUUGCUAAUUACAGGUAUUAAGGUAGUCGAUCUGAUUGCACCAUACGCUAAGGGGGGUAAAAUAGGUCUCUUUGGCGGAGCAGGGGUGGGAAAAACUGUUCUCAUCAUGGAACUAAUUAAUAACGUAGCAAAGAAGCAUGGAGGGUAUUCUGUCUUUGCUGGAGUCGGGGAGAGGACAAGAGAAGGGAACGAUCUAUAUCAUGAGAUGAUAACUACUGGAGUGAUUAAGAAGAAAAAAAUCGGAAAUGGAAAAUACGAUUUUGAUGGGUCAAAGGCAGCUCUGGUAUAUGGCCAAAUGAAUGAGCCUCCAGGAGCUCGUGCGAGAGUUGCCCUAACUGGUUUGACCGUGGCCGAGUAUUUCCGAGAUGAAGAAAACCAAGAUGUGUUACUCUUUGUCGAUAAUAUAUACCGAUUUACACAGGCAGGGUCUGAGGUAUCUGCUUUAUUAGGUCGUAUCCCUUCAGCAGUUGGAUAUCAACCGACGUUAGCCACUGAUUUGGGAGCUCUCCAGGAGAGAAUCACCACGACGAAGAAUGGCUCCAUCACAUCUGUUCAGGCCGUGUAUGUACCUGCUGAUGAUCUGACCGACCCUGCACCUGCAACGACCUUUUCUCAUCUUGAUGCAACGACCGUUCUGUCCCGAUCCAUAGCUGAGUUAGGUAUUUACCCUGCUGUCGACCCUUUGGAUUCCACCUCCCGUAUGUUAACGCCAGAUAUUGUGGGUGCAGAGCAGUACGAAGUAGCUAGAAAUGUGCAGCAGAUCUUACAGGAUUAUAAAUCAUUACAAGACAUCAUUGCCAUUUUAGGCAUAGACGAGUUGUCCGAACAGGAUAAGCUAACCGUCGCCAGGGCAAGGAAGGUUCAGAGAUUCCUAUCGCAACCCUUUGCUGUGGCUGAAGUGUUUACUGGCAAGCCGGGGAGGUUUGUCGAAUUGGAAGACACCAUCAAGGGCUUCUCCGAGCUGCUCAAGGGCAACUGUGACGACCUGCCCGAGAUGGCCUUCUAUAUGGUGGGCGGCCUGGAAGAAGUGAAGUCCAAGGCGGUUGAGAUGGCCAAGCAGGUUUCGUGA
Plasmodium inui San Antonio 1 is the source of this 1755-nucleotide messenger RNA. RefSeq names its product ATP synthase F1, beta subunit. NCBI's taxonomy places the organism in Eukaryota, Apicomplexa, Aconoidasida, Haemosporida, Plasmodiidae. Bases 1 to 1755 code for a protein of 584 amino acids. Gene Ontology annotation, biological process: proton motive force-driven mitochondrial ATP synthesis; proton transmembrane transport. The record is from RefSeq and is a predicted model, not a curated record. Gene Ontology annotation, molecular function: ATP binding; ATP hydrolysis activity; proton-transporting ATP synthase activity, rotational mechanism. The transcript has a single exon.